Melanotaenia boesemani (Boeseman's rainbowfish) is the source of this 4620-nucleotide messenger RNA. RefSeq names its product spinster homolog 2 (Drosophila) (gene spns2). The record is from RefSeq and is a predicted model, not a curated record. Gene Ontology annotation, biological process: sphingosine-1-phosphate receptor signaling pathway; transmembrane transport; lipid transport. The transcript is spliced from 13 exons. The coding region runs from base 216 to 1727 and encodes 503 amino acids. Gene Ontology annotation, cellular component: membrane. Gene Ontology annotation, molecular function: sphingolipid intramembrane carrier activity; transmembrane transporter activity. Lineage: Eukaryota; Metazoa; Chordata; Actinopteri; Atheriniformes; Melanotaeniidae.
GAGAAAAAAAGGCUAAGGAGCGCACAGCCGUCCGCCACCGCUCACUGCUAGAAAAAUAUGAUCCCGAUAAGAGCGGCUCCUGCGCUUCAACAAACAAGACAACAUUUUCACUGCGACUAAUUUCAGCUGAAAUCAGUGGUCAUCGCUGGUCCUUGUUCAACUAUUUUCUUCUGCGUUCUCAGUCUUUCUCUGCGCUGGAUCUUUCGUGCCAGAAAAUGUGCGUGGAGAGCGAUGGAUGUGAGAUUGAAGGCUGCAGCAGUUCGGAUGAGCUGCCCACGCUGUCGGGCAGCAUGAGUCCCGGACUGAAAUCCAGCCCGGACCUGCAGCCCUGCAAACCGGGCCAGAAAUUCCGCGCUGCGCUUCUCAGAUGCCGGACGCCGGCUGCUGCCGCCGGGAUCCUCAGUUUUGGAAACAUCCUCAAUUACAUGGACAGAUACACUGUAGCUGGUGUUCUUUUUGACAUCCAGCGGCAUUACAAGGUAACAGACAGCGGAGCCGGCUUGUUGCAAACAGUCUUCAUCUGUAGCUUCAUGGUGGCAGCUCCCAUCUUUGGUUACCUGGGCGACCGCUUCAACAGAAAGGUCAUCCUGAGCUGUGGCAUUUUCUUCUGGUCCAUUGUUACGCUGUUGAGCUCGUUCAUCAGUAAAGAGUACUACUGGCUGUUUGUCCUCUCCAGAGGACUGGUGGGCAUAGGAGAGUCAAGCUACUCCUCCAUUUCACCCACCAUCAUAGGAGACCUGUUCACUAACAACAGCCGCACCAUGAUGCUCUCUGUCUUCUAUCUGGCCAUUCCCCUGGGAAGUGGGCUGGGUUACAUCCUAGGCUCUGGUGCCAAGGACGCGGCAGAAGACUGGCACUGGGCUUUAAGGGUGUCCCCAGGCUUAGGUAUCACCGUGGGAUUUCUGAUCUUGCUUUUUGUGCCUGAACCGAAGAGAGGCAACGCAGACCAGAUAGGAGCACGCAUCAGGACUCGUACUUCCUGGGUCUGUGACAUGAAUGCACUCGCCAAGAAUCGGAGCUACGUGUUCUCCUCCCUAGCAUCAGCGGCAGUGUCCUUUGCCACGGGUGCUUUUGGUAUGUGGAUUCCUAUAUAUCUGGCCAGAGCCCAGGUGGUGCAGAGGACAGCGGAGCCCUGUACAAAAGAAGUUUGCCCCAGUCCAGACACCUUCAUCUUUGGAGCCAUCACCUGUGUGACGGGGCUGUUAGGCGUGGUCAUAGGGGCUGCAGCCACACGCCUGUCUCGCCAGAAGACAGAGCGAGCUGACGCCCUCGUGUGCGCUGUCAGCAUGCUGGGCUCAGCCAUCUUCAUCUGCCUCAUCUUCGUGGUGGCCAAGAAGAGCAUUGUUGGAGCUUAUGUGUGCAUCUUUAUUGGAGAGACACUGCUUUUUGUGAACUGGGCCAUUACAGCAGACAUUUUAAUGUUUGUUGUUAUCCCAACACGAAGAGCAACAGCGGUUGCCUUUCAGAGCUUCACGUCUCAUCUCCUGGGCGACGCGGGAAGUCCGUACCUGAUAGGCCUGAUCUCCGACAGCCUUCAGACGACCUACGCUUCAUCAGCGCUGUGGCGGUUUCUCAGUUUGGGCUAUGCCCUCAUGUUGUGUCCCUUUAUCAUCGUCCUGGGGGGGAUGUUUUUUCUGGCAACUGCGCUGUUUUUCCUGGAUGACAGAGAGAAGGCGGAGAAACAGUUGAACCAGCUGGCAAGAACACCCUCUUCAGUCAAGGUAUGACCAGGUGACAAGCAAACAAGGAGCCAUCUGAAGGCGCAAGGAUGACAACACCGUGAUAAAAAGCACGAGCGACUUCUUUCAGACCCCGCUCCUGUUCUGCUUCCUUUCAUCGCCGCUUUGACCUCUUCUUGGCUCCCAAUUCUCAUCCUUUUUAUACUUUGUGGAGGCUCCCUGGAACUGGAAGGAGGGAGCGUCUUGCCCCUCCCUGAGCCGUCUCUAAAAUCACAGGUCGGUGAGAAGCUGCUAAGGUGUGUGCUACCCAGCCCUUUGACAACGAGUGCUCUCCUCACCUCCGUCUGUGACAAUCCACUGAAACUUCCAGGGAGGAGACUGUUGCCAUAGUCCCCCUGUGACCCCUCCGACUCCUGAUGCCAUACUACUGAAUGCUGACCACGAACCUGCCCUGUCUGUCUGUCUGUCUGCCUGCCUGUGUCUUUUGUGUGUCUGUCUGUCUUUUUCAUCAGCUGUCAACCUGCACCAAGUGCCAUAGCCUCGUUACAUUCCUUCUGACUUUGCACUGACCACCAACAUCCCUCAUGACUAUCUUGCUGGCUAUGUUUACAUGCACACUACAGUUCAGUGCUCCAUUAAGCUGUGUAUAUGCAUUUAUACAAUACAUUGGUCAUUACUGUCGCUUUCCAUUCUGCUUGAAGCCUGUAAUCAGAGCAAAAUGUGCUUCAAGAAGAUGUGUUCAUCUGGUCAAGCAUCCCUCCAGUAACAUGACUAAUACCAGAUUACUCCGCCCAUCUUAAUUACAGUUUUAACAAAGAUAUGGUUUACAUGAUGAACGCAGUAUUUUCAUUAUUUGUUUUGCUGUGCAUGUAAACAUGGCGGUCAACCAAGAGCCAAAUAAGUGUUACUGUAUAAGGUCAGUGAAUGAGCCUUAAGAGCAGGAGCUUUCAUAUUAGCAGAUUCUUUUAACUCCUAUAUGUGUUUUGAUUUUAGCUUUUAGCACUUAAAUCAGUGUAGACAGGGCAAGAUGACAUGGCAUAGAUGAUGUCUGCACAUUAUUUUUCACAAGGAUUCUUGUGAGUUUUACUGUUUUUUUUCUUUUUGAGUGUGUGUGUGGGUAAUGUUGAUUUGAAACUGGAGGUUGCUGCCUAUGAUUGUUUCAGAAGGAAGACGAUGAUGCAAUUCGGGUGAUUUAAGUGGACACUGGAUUUUAUGUUCUGUAAUUUAUUAUAUACAUGCUCUUCCCAAAAGAAAAUGACUCUUGACUCAUAAGGAGUUGCACCUGUAUUUUGUGUACAUGAGAAGCAAUAUACAAAAGAAAAAAGAAAUUAGGAAGCCAACCAUUUUUUAUCCACACUGCCUUACUGGUGAACUGGAUUUCCCUUUAAAGGGGUAGCUCUCUGAUGGUUGGUUUGGAAUUCCUGGGCACAAAAACUACUCGCAUGGAGACUGAGUUGCUUUUAAUGAUGGAUUCCAGUCUGGUCCUCACUGCUUACAAUAACAGGCAUUGUGAAGAGAGACUUUUUCCUCAUUCAACUGUUGCUAUCUAAUUUCAUGCUGUGCAGAAAAGACCUUUGAAAAGAGCUGGGGACGCAAUCAUCAGUUUAUUAGCGAUUAGAAUCAAAACCCGAGACAGGAACAGGAAAUUCUUCACGAUCAGGUUAAGACUGAUGGCGAGCUCUUAUUGGUGAUAAACAAGGAAUCCACUGCAGAUGCUGCUACAGGAGAUGAAAGACAGUCCUCCACUAAAUACCUGCACCAGAGAAUGGCAUAGAAACAAGAAUUUGAUGUAAACACUCUAUGCACUCACUAGAGUACAACACAGGUUUGUGAUUAUGCAAAUUUACAGUCUCUGAAAUCGGUGAUGAAACCUUUAGCUGUCGUUUGUACAUACAAAAGUGAACUUUGAUGCUUAUUUCCAAGCUACCAAGAAGGAUCCCUCUUGUAAAAUAUUAUCAUGUGAAUUCGGUUUAACUAAAACCUUGAUGCAAGCAGUUGCCUCAAAGGUUUUGAAACUUGUGCAUAAAGGGAAAGAAAGCACUUUGCAGACCUCUAAGAAAAUACAAGGAGGAGGAGGAUGGAUUGAGCUUGGCAGAAGAGUAAAAGAAGACAUUGUGGUAGUUCACCUAGCAGUGAUGUGUGAGCCAUGACUCACUGGCUGUGUGGGGUGCCCUGUGGGCUGUGUCCUUGAUGCCAGAUCAUUAGCUUUAGCUUCUCUCCAGCUGCGUGAAGUUCUCUGAAUGUGAUUGUGUUCAACCUGACGUGUUUACACACUUUCAUCUUCUUAAUGAACUAAGCUUCUCACCUUCCGUUUAUCAAUUUUCUGGUCUUUUUAACGUUACCAAAUGAUUUUUUAAAUAACUACAGUAUAUAUAUACAUAUAUAUAUAUAUAUAUAUAUAUAUAUAUGUAUACAUAUAUAUAUAUAUAUAUGUAUAUAUAUAUAUACAUACAUAUAUAGAGCUAUAUUACGCAGUAACUAAUAUAUUGUAAAUGAUGGCUUGGAUGCAAUGUAUUUAUUUGUUUGUUACCUAAUGAAGAAUAAUCUAUAAAGGGAAGUUUAAAAUUGUUUUGAAUAUAUAACACUUUAUUGUCGUUUUAAAUUGCCUCGUUGUUUCCAAUCUUUUUGUAUUGCAAUGAAACAACAGAAUACCUUUAUACUUCACCCAGACCCACCCUGUUUACUGUGAUCAUGAACUGGACCUCUCACACAUAUACAAACACAAAGAAAUGUGAUGAUUUGAGCUCCGUCGACUGGUCUCAUUGUAAGGAUGCAAUAGGUUUGCAUUCGUUUUAGUAGCUCUUGUAUGUUUUUCUCCUUUUUGUUUUAAACAUCUAUUCAAACCAUUUUGCACACGUUAAAUUUCAGGGAUUUAUUUUAACCAUAGCUUCAGACGGUUUGUCACUUCAUGCUCACAGUAAGUACAUCCAGUUGUCUGCUG